This is a messenger RNA of Dromaius novaehollandiae (emu), 2401 nucleotides long. It is a transcript of the gene CISD1, whose product is annotated as CDGSH iron sulfur domain 1. Gene Ontology annotation, biological process: regulation of autophagy. Gene Ontology annotation, cellular component: intracellular membrane-bounded organelle; mitochondrial outer membrane. The record is from RefSeq and is a predicted model, not a curated record. Lineage: Eukaryota; Metazoa; Chordata; Aves; Casuariiformes; Dromaiidae. Gene Ontology annotation, molecular function: 2 iron, 2 sulfur cluster binding. The coding region runs from base 96 to 422 and encodes 108 amino acids. The transcript is spliced from 3 exons.
GACCCGCCGCCAUCUUGCGCGUGGGCGGGCGCGCAUGCGCGGCGUGGCGCGGAGCGGAGCUGCCAGUGCCCUCUACGGCGCCGGAGCGGGGAGCCAUGGGGCUCGGGUCCAACUCCGCCGUGCGGGUUGAAUGGAUUGCUGCAGUCUCCUUAGCUGCUGGAGCAGCUGCUGUUGGGUAUCUAGCUUACAGAAAAUUUCUCUCUAAAGACAAAUGCUGCAAAGCAAUGGUAAAUCUCCAUAUCCAGAAAGACAACCCCAAGGUAGUCCAUGCGUUCGAUAUGGAAGAUCUGGGAGACAAGGCUGUGUACUGUCGUUGCUGGAGGUCUAAGAAGUUCCCCCUGUGCGACGGCUCUCACACAAAGCACAACGACGAAACUGGUGACAAUGUUGGACCUCUGAUCAUCAAGAGGAAGGAGGCGUAGAGUGGACAGUGGAAGCUACAAAAUGAAUGUCUGACAAAUCCUCUGCUCACUUGUAAUUGGGGGAAAAACACAAUUCUUUGUCAUGUCACUGAAGACUUCCCAGUAUAGUAGAUACAUCAGGCUUCAGCAUGUGUAUUUUUUCUGGUGUGUGUCUUGUUUUAAUCACUACAGUGUAUAAUUUACUAAAUAGUCAUGGUUUAAAUUUUUUGUCCUGUAAAGUAUGUGUACCCUUUCAUUAAGUAUGAAACUAAAAUGACGGAGAGAAUGUACUUCAGCUGAUGUGCAGAAAAUAAUUUAUUAAAUUAUUUUCAAAUACCUGUGUACUACUUUGAGGCAAUUCAGUAGCAAGUAUAUUCAGAAGGUAGAUCUUAAUAAUAUUGAGAGGUUCAAAAGUCACAUGUGCAAAUAGGCUUCUACUGAAAAGGCAAUGGCAGGAAAGAAAUCAUGGUGCCAAAAUGCAACUUAACUUGUGAUUGCACUGCAUUUUCUGCAAGUGUCAAGUUUUUUCUGUCAGACUGCUGUUCUGUGUUGCUUCUGUAAAAGAACAAAUUUAAAAUAGUUAACUAUGAACAGACAACGUAAAAAGGCUUAUGGCAAGAUGGGGCUAAAGGGCAACUUUACCUUUGAUUUUACAGCAAUGUUGAAACUUGACCCUACUACCUACUAUAUGGUAUUCACAACAUAUUAGCCAAACUGUGGAACUGUAGAGUAGGAUUAAGAAGAUGGUGUCUGGGAGCACUUUCUUAAUAUAAAAGGGGAAAUAAUACAAAGUGCUGAAGGACUAGUGGGCAGCAGGUGGCAGGGUGGGUUUUGCUGCUAGAAACCCUUAGUUUCACUUGCGUUCCCUAGCAGUGGAACUAACUUCCCUAGAUGACAAGACACUUCUUUUGGAGUGGCUGUGCUGCAUUAAUCCGAAAGUAAAAUAAAAACUAAAAAACCCCACCCACCAUUACUGUCUGCUUCAUCUUUGCUCUGGCUGGUUCUGGAGGACCCUUUCCUCUGGGGAAGAGGCACACCUUUCUUACCGAGUGGCCUUAGGCUCUAUGUGUCUUAAAUAGUUCCUGCCUCCCUGGGCUAACUGUUGAUGUAGAUCAGCUAAUUUUACCAAAAGAAACUAAAUGGACAAGAAGAUGCUUCAGUGAUGGCUAGAAAAAAAGGGGAAAAGGAGGAAUGAGAUAAGAACUCAUCCUCCAUUUGUAUGGCAUUUGUCUGCCUCAUCUAACACUGCUGCGCGUACUGCAAAUAGGAGAUAGCUGUAACAUUGGUUUCCUUAAAUACCUGUGACUUAUCAACAUACAAACAACUACGAAGCAAAAUCCAAAGAGUGGGGUGGCAGAGGGCAGUUGUGUAUUAAACCCAGUCCACUAGCAUAAUUGCACCUUGUGUAAGACAGUUCUCAGUGGCCAGGGAGAGAGAGACUACCUCAGAGCUAGAGGAGAGGCCUUUCAAGAAGCUGAAAUUUUAAGCUGAACCCUUGAAGAUCCUUCCAGAUGAUAGAGGUAGUAGAAGAUUUUUUUAGUUUGUUUUGUUUUGGUUUGUUUUUUUUAAAGUCAGGGUUGGUGUGACUGGUUGAUAUCAAAGAAAGUGUUUUGCAUGUUCUCCUAGAUGUGGGAUGUUCAGAGGCUGAGGUUGUAGCUGACUGAUCUGAACUUUGACAGAAGGCACACAAAGUACAGAAAGUGGCACAAAAGUAGAGGAAAGAAGGUUUGCAGCUGAAAUAUAUGGGGCUCAACUACUGUCUAUUGGAGACCUCUACUAGAAAGAAGUUGCAAUCAAAUAUAUGUAGUUUCUAUCUUUUCUUCCUGUCUUGACUUGAUUUUUUUUUUACUUGGCCAAGUACUGAUAUGUACGGAAAGUUGUUUUAACUUUAAAUUAUCAGAUAUGUUGGUUUUAUCCAAAACAAGUUAUUUCUGUAUUGUUAGACUAUGACACUGGAUGUUUCUGUAUUUUUGUCAAAUACACUUUUGAGCUCAUCUUAA